Messenger RNA from Engraulis encrasicolus (European anchovy), 2682 nucleotides. It is a transcript of the gene ptdss2, whose product is annotated as phosphatidylserine synthase 2. Gene Ontology annotation, biological process: phosphatidylserine biosynthetic process. Lineage: Eukaryota; Metazoa; Chordata; Actinopteri; Clupeiformes; Engraulidae. The record is from RefSeq and is a predicted model, not a curated record. Bases 647 to 2182 code for a protein of 511 amino acids. Gene Ontology annotation, molecular function: L-serine-phosphatidylethanolamine phosphatidyltransferase activity. The transcript has 13 exons.
UAUCAGCCCUGGCAACAGUAGGAUGUCUCACAUGUACACUCUAGCGCGUUGCUGCAACUGCAAUGUUCUGAAGUGAGCCUGGUAGUAUCCAGUUCCACUGUUCGCCGUCCACCAGACUACAUUAUAAAUUAUUUUCCAAAGUCGGAAGAUUGUAGAAGUGGACACAAAUAAUCGUAGGGCAUGCCAGUCGCAUGCGUUCUCUGCCGUUAGCAUAUUGAACUGUCUAAUGCUAACUAACUCGCAGUUGUAUGGUUGUAACUUAGCUAGCUACAUUGUAUGUCAGUAAAAUAGAAUACCAACUUCCGAGAUUCCAAGUACUGGAGACGAAUUCUACAAUGGAUACGCGGUCCAUACGUUUGUGAGGAAGUGACUUAUCAAGUGAGUGCCACAAGCCGUGUUUCAACCUUCAGAUUCGUGGUUUAAUAAGUGGAGGGAGGUGUUGUAACAGAGACUACAACGACACGAUUUACGCGGGGAAGCAGUUACCUUGAGAGGUAUCUCAGUUUACAUGCAACGCAGGACAAGCCACUUUGGAUUGAUGACUGGAAACAUUUGUAACACUCAGUGCUCAGCUGCGUCUGUUGGAUUCGUGUGAAGUGUUGUUGGCUGUUGGCAGCUCCUGAGCCCUGUGUCAGCUUAGCUGGCGAUGGCGAAACCCGACUCGAAGAGAGGUGCUAUGGCUUUUGUCGCCGGAAGACCCGCCGCGACACCGGAGGACCAGGUCAACAACGGGUCAUUGGAUCAGCCACCGUCCUCCGCUUCUCACGAGGCAUCGCACACCCCGGCGGCUGCCAGCAAGUCUAAAUCGGGUAAACAGACGUCUAAAGAAAACCUGUCUCGAAGGAUAACUGAGAGCGAGGUGUACGACGAUGGGACCAACACAUUUUUCUGGAGAGCCCACACCGUCACCGUGCUCUUCAUCCUCACCUGUGCUCUGGUCUACGUCACCCUGCUGGAGGAGACGCCACACGAUACCGCCUUCAACACCAAAAGAGGCAUCAUUGCCAGCAUCUUGGUGUUCCUGUGCUUUGGGGUGACCCAAGCUAAGGAUGGACCCUUCACUAGACCACACCCAGCAUAUUGGCGGUUCUGGCUGUGUGUCACCGUGGUCUACGAGCUCUUCCUCAUCUUCAUCCUUUUCCAGACGGUGCAUGACGGGCGGCAGUUCAUGAAGUACAUCGACCCCAAGCUGGGCGUGCCUUUACCGGAGAGGGACUAUGGCGGCAACUGCCUUAUUUAUGAUGCCGCCAACAACACAGACCCCUUCCACAACCUCUGGGACAAGAUGGAUGGUUUUGUCCCAGCACAUUUCCUGGGCUGGUACAUUAAGACCCUGAUGAUCCGGGACUGGUGGAUGUGCAUGAUCAUCAGCGUGAUGUUUGAGUUUCUGGAGUACAGCCUUGAGCACCAGCUGCCCAACUUCUCCGAGUGCUGGUGGGACCACUGGAUCAUGGAUGUGCUGGUGUGUAAUGGCCUGGGUAUCUACUGUGGCAUGAAGACAUUGGGCUGGCUCUCCAUGAAGCCUUAUCAGUGGCAGGGGCUUUGGAACAUCCCCACCUACAAAGGGAAAAUCAAACGCAUUGCCUUCCAGUUCACACCCUACAGCUGGGUGAAGUUUGAGUGGAACCCCGCCUCAGACCUGCGACGCUGGCUAGCUGUGCUGGGUAUCAUAUUCAUGUUCCUGCUGGCGGAGCUGAACACCUUCUACCUGAAGUUCGUGCUGUGGAUGCCCCCCGAGCACUACCUGGUGCUGCUCAGACUCGUCUUCUUCGUCAACGUGGGGGGCGUGGCCAUGAGGGAGAUCUACGACUUCAUGGACGACCCGAAGUUCCAUAAGAAGCUGGGUCAGCAGGCGUGGCUAGUGGCGGCCAUCACGGUGACCGAGUUCCUGAUCGUCUUGAAGUACGACCCCCACACCAUCACCAUGCCCAUCCCCUUCAUCGUCACCCAGUGCUGGCUCCUGGGCAUGGUGCUCAUCGUCUCCUGGACGCUCUGGCGCUUCUUCAUCCGGGACAUCACGCUCCGCUACAAGGAGACCCGGCGACGUAAACAGGAGGACACAGGGGACCGAGGAGAACACCUAGGCAACAGUAACAAUGGCAACGGGAGCCCAACAACCCCCUCAUCCGGCCGCAGCAAACUCAACGGCAGCACAGAGUCAGUGAGGCAGAGGAAGUCCUAAAGGGGAGCCGCCGCCGCCACCACCACAUCCACCACCACCACAACCACCACCACCCUGACAGGCGCCGCACUGCACCCCACCAGCGCUGCACCCUGUCUGGGGAGGCAUGGGAGGGAGUGGUGGGCUUACGUAUGGAUGGAUGGAUGAGGGAGUGGAUGGAUGAAACUGGGACAGACGGAAGGCAGAAGGCACUCUCUCUCUCUCACUCUCUCUCACUCUCUCUCACUCUCUCUCACUCUCUCUCACUCUCUCUCUCUCACUCUCUCUCUCUCUUUCUUUCUGCUGCUGUUGUUGUUGCUGCUGCUGCCGCCAUUUCCACAUUCAGAGAACACCACCUGUGCAAUCUCAUUCAGGCUGUAGGUGGGCUUCUGUUAGUGUGUGUGUGCGCCUGUGUGUGUGGAUGUAUAUGUGUGUGUUUGUGUGUACCAGAGCAGUCAUUCCAAUGUCGGCUUGUCACUGUUAACACUAUUCAUGAGCGAGCAAACACCGAUUAGUUGUCA